Sinocyclocheilus rhinocerous is the source of this 2330-nucleotide messenger RNA. Its product is annotated as graves disease carrier protein homolog. The coding region runs from base 183 to 1148 and encodes 321 amino acids. The record is from RefSeq and is a predicted model, not a curated record. Lineage: Eukaryota; Metazoa; Chordata; Actinopteri; Cypriniformes; Cyprinidae. The transcript has 10 exons. Gene Ontology annotation, biological process: transmembrane transport. Gene Ontology annotation, cellular component: mitochondrial inner membrane.
UCUGGGUGCGGUGUGUUGACACGCAAUUACGUAGUAAUUCUGCGACAGGAAACGAAUCAGUGAAGGACACGAUAUGCACGAUACUGCCGACAAACACGUGAAAAAAUGUAUUCCAGUUCUUUGAUUUGUGUUUUAUAGUGUGUUGAAGACAUGGAUGUACUGCAGUCCUGAUAGCAGCCAUCAUGACGACAGAGGCUGUGUCCUCAGGGACUCGAGCUCAGAUCCCAGCUCCUGUCCAGAAAGACUACUACUACUGGUUACGCUCUUUCGCAGCUGGAGGUGUUGCAGGAUGCUGUGCCAAGUCCACCAUAGCGCCUCUCGAUAGAGUGAAAAUUUUACUACAAGCUCAAAAUCCUCAUUACAAACACCUUGGAGUGUUUGCCACACUUAAGGCAGUGCCAAAAAAAGAGGGUUUCCUUGGACUAUACAAAGGAAAUGGAGCCAUGAUGAUCAGGAUUUUCCCAUAUGGAGCCAUUCAGUUUAUGGCUUUUGAUAACUACAAAAAGUUCCUUAACACAAAACUUGGAAUAUCUGGGCAUAUUCAUCGGCUCAUGGCAGGAUCUAUGGCAGGGAUGACUGCAGUUAUUUUCACUUAUCCACUCGAUGUUAUCCGAGCACGCUUGGCGUUUCAAGUGACAGGAGAGCAUCGCUACACUGGCAUACGAAAUGCCUUUCAGACUAUUUACCUUAAGGAAGGAGGAAUCUCUGGAUUCUACCAUGGUCUGACCCCCACAAUCAUUGGCAUGGCUCCAUAUGCAGGCUUUUCAUUUUUCACUUUUGGUACAUUGAAGACUCUGGGACUUACUCGCUUUCCAGAGCUCUUAGGCAAGCCGUCGCUUGACAACCCUGAUGUUCUAGUGCUGAAGACUCACGUCAAUCUGAUGUGUGGUGGAGUUGCUGGAGCAAUUGCUCAAACUAUUUCAUAUCCACUAGAUGUUGCCCGGAGGAGAAUGCAGUUAGGGUCGUCACUGCCUGAUUUUGACAAAUGUUGCAGCCUGACAAAAACUCUCAAGCAUGUGUACACCCAGUAUGGUGUUAAGAAAGGACUGUAUCGUGGCCUGUCCCUCAACUACAUCCGCUGUAUACCGUCACAAGCCGUUGCCUUCACCACUUAUGAGUUCAUGAAGCAAGUUCUUCACCUAAACUAGAACAAGCAGUCACUAAGCCUUACAGGAACUAGUUGAAACGACCCCUGGCAACAUCACAGCAGCCCUGUCUGCCAUUCCAGUGACCAGUCAUCUGAGCUCCAGUUCUUACAAAACACCCUCACAAAUGGCAAACCUGGCUUUGCACAGCAACAGUCACUAUGGAUACAGAGACAAAAGCUUGCUUUUCCGUUAUGUGUGGAUCAGAAACAACCGACACUGGAAAUGCCAUGGAAACCUUCGUCUGGAACUUGCCUGUAAAAAGCCAUCCCAUCUCAGAUUGAACAAUAUGCCUUAAUCUUUCACUCAUGUUAGCGAAACACGAAAUCACAGGAGAUUUUACCUAUGUGGACAGUUUCGGUUAUAUCACAAUGCUUUUAACUAUGACUGAUGACGUCACUUUUUAUGUCAAAUAUGGAAAUAUGGAACAUUUCAUUCAUAUGUAGCUUUAUAUUUCAGCAAAUCUGAGUCACCUCAAGUCUAAUUGACUGACAUUUGUCUCUUUUAGUGAUAAAGAUGACUUUCCUCUACAAUUCAAUAUUAUAGGGAAUGGAAGAGAGUGUACAUAAUGUCUAUGCAGUAUUCAGUCAUGUUCGCAUGCCGACGUUACUGUGGCUCAAGUUUAAUAUCUGAUUGAUGCCUUACAGUGCAGGCUUGUUCACAGAGAGCAUGUGUGUGGUGAUGAACGUAUCACAGCUGAUAUGCAUAUGAAUCUUAAAUUAUUGUUCACUGAUUUGUGAUGGGAACUAAAAGAGUCCCUUAAAUACAAUAAUGUUUAAAUUAAAUAAAAUAAUGACUUGCCUUUCCAUAUGCAAAGGAUUUGUCAAAGACAUGUCAUAAAACAAAUAGUUCUGUCUUGCCUGGGUUAUGAAUCUCAUAUUGGAGUAGCGCACUGUCAUUACACUUUUACCCGGCCAGAAGAAAAUUAAAAUGAAUUAUUAUUUUAAAAAAAUAUAAAGUUGAGUAAUUGCCUUAUUUUGUUUUGUAUGGAAAUGAGCUCCCUCAAACGGUUGCCUCAUUUCCUUUCUAUUUUUUAUUUUUUUUUUGCAGUGUUGCAGUGAAUAGAGUCCUUAAACCUCUUUAAAUGUGACUUUUGGGUUCAUGUACAAGUUGAUCAUUUAACUGCACCUGUUUCCAAAGAUGAAUGGAAACAUUUAUGAAUAUAUGAAUGUGCGUGUGAGUACA